AUGAGUGUGUCUUUGUCACCAGGCGCCCAGCCGAAGAAGACCAAUUACAGGGUCCGCUUUAGACACGGCGUGUUUCCAGAUGCAGAAGGUCAAGCAACCCGAGCAGAUAUCAAAAAGUACGAUUAUUUUUUCGCUGCUGGGCAGAGAUGGGUUGGUACCGAGGGUAAAUUGAAUUUUAUCGACGAGUCCAGACUUGUAGCUGAAGAAUGCGAAAAUUCAGGAUCUGCAGGCGAGGGGAGGACACCAAAACAUGUAAAUCGUUCACGGACAUCAGGGAGACUGUCAGGCUCUGCAAUGACGAGUCCCGGGACGAGAGAGCAACGUCUGCCUCUGCGGGGUGGGACAUGGGACAAUCAAGCGCAGACAUCUGCGGACAGCCAGAGGCAUGUUCCUCCUCCAUGGCAUGCCCGACGGCAUACGAGUCCGGCUCCAGGCUCGGUCUCCAAUUAUUCCAGUCUCGAUGAGCCAUCGCCUGCAGACUCACAGUCCGACGGCCCUUCGCCACGUCCACACCCUGCAGCGAGUUCAGUUGCCGACGUAGCCUGGCCCCUCUCUGAUCCAAUCGAAGCAUAUUUAUUUCGCUUCUGGAUCGAAAAGGCCGCAGUAUCUCUCGACAUUACAAGUCCAGUAGCCGUGUUCAGAAAAGUAGUUCCAAGACUUGCUUUCGAGAAUGCGAUGCUUAUGAAUGCAAUUCUCAUGACAUCUGCCCAACAUGUCUUGCGCCAUGACCCGCAUUUCCCUGCUGGGCCUUAUGUGUAUCAUGAUAGGGUCCUACAGGACCUCAUUCCGUACCUAGCGGAGAAAGGCAGGAUUGAGGACGAGGCAACGCUGGUAACAGCGAUGCUUCUCAGAACAUUUGAAGAGUUCCACGCGGGUACGCAGGGUCAAACCCACCUCUCCACUUAUGAGCUUUUCCACGGGCCCGAGGGCUGGUUGCUCGAUAUGUCUAGUCCGGUCGUGCAGGCUUGUCUCAUGAUUCACGUAAAUUCCGAAGUUUGUCAAGCGCUUCUCAAUCGUUCGAGUUUGCGCAUCAAUUAUGGAAACUCCAUUCUACCUGCAUUGGCCCUACCAGAAGACGAGGCCUCAUGGGGUAACCGAAUAGUAUGGUUGAAUGCGCGUAUCCUACAGUGGAUGGCGACAGACAAUCGAACAGCAGAUGAGCGGCAGUACUUGAGAAAUCUCGUUGAUGAAUGGGAAUUGAUGCGACCUGCAACUUUCGAUGCGUUGUUUCAUAAAGAAGACUCGUACGCUUCGGGAUACUUUCCAGAACUAUGGUUCUCCGGUCCUUGCCACGCUGAUGCAAAUCAACACUUGCGGAUAUGUCGCAUUGCACUGGCAGCUAGUUACCUCGACAUCGAAUUUGUGUACCCCUAUGGAGACAGUGUUGUUGCAUCCAUACAAGAAGAAAUACUCAGAGGACUGAAGGAAAUGGUGGCCAUUGCUCGAUGCAAUACCCACUGCAUAUCGGCACCAUGGAAAGCAGCGCACGCCGUGCACAAAUUUGCAGUGCUGUUGAGCGAUGAGAUGGCACAUUUCAAGAUGAUAGAAUUUCUAGAAGAGGUAAACACCGUGGGUAUACCAACAGCGGCGACAAUAAAAUAUCUCGCUGAGCAGCGGAGCUGGAGGAACACUGCUAGCGAGUGGCAACAAGUCAAGAGCAGUCUCAUCUAG
Bipolaris oryzae ATCC 44560 is the source of this 1671-nucleotide messenger RNA. RefSeq lists its product as uncharacterized. Gene Ontology annotation, biological process: positive regulation of transcription by RNA polymerase II. The transcript has 4 exons. Gene Ontology annotation, molecular function: DNA-binding transcription factor activity; transcription cis-regulatory region binding. Lineage: Eukaryota; Fungi; Ascomycota; Dothideomycetes; Pleosporales; Pleosporaceae. The coding region runs from base 1 to 1671 and encodes 556 amino acids. The record is from RefSeq and is a predicted model, not a curated record. Gene Ontology annotation, cellular component: nucleus.